Hymenoscyphus albidus is the source of this 332-nucleotide messenger RNA. The record is from the annotation of a GenBank genome assembly. Lineage: Eukaryota; Fungi; Ascomycota; Leotiomycetes; Helotiales; Helotiaceae.
AUGAACAAAACCUCAAAACCAACUAUCGUUCCUUUGAAACCGCCGGGGUUCUCAAAAUCGGGCUCUACCCCAGCUGGAGGAGUUAAUGCUGGGCCAUCAAGGAGACGCUGUAUCGCCUCUGGCGAUGAGGAAUUUGCGGACGUCAUGGACGUUCAUUCAGUGUCCAGAAGAAUCAUUUACAGCGUUCUCCAUGCUGUAGUAGUAAAGAACAAAUGAACGGGCUUCCGGUCUUGAUCCAAAGAGCGAAAUUCGUCAUCUUCCGCGAUGACCCGUAUUGUGUUACACUGCCUGCUCAAAGCUCACAUCAGCAUAAUGGCUACACCGCCAAUUAA